Nicotiana tabacum (common tobacco) is the source of this 1771-nucleotide messenger RNA. Its product is annotated as putative sugar phosphate/phosphate translocator At3g11320. The record is from RefSeq and is a predicted model, not a curated record. NCBI's taxonomy places the organism in Eukaryota, Viridiplantae, Streptophyta, Magnoliopsida, Solanales, Solanaceae.
AAAAGCAAGCUCUGUCUUCCUUUCUUUCUUAAAUUUUGUGCCUAAGUAAAACAACCUCAUCUUAAUUGAAGUUGAGGAAGGAUAUGUUAAGCAUUGUACUCCCAAUCGGCAAUUCUAUUUGCUGGAAAGAAAUACUAACGCGAAAACUCAACUAGUUUUACUACGCAACACUUCGCCUCCGUUUCGCUCGCGUUUACCUUUCUCUUUUGUAUUCUCUGCAAAUUCUGCGUCCGCCUACCGUGUUCUCAAACUCCACCCUAUUUCUCUCUCCUCUUUUACCCUUUUCCGAUUUUUAUUAGUUUCCUACCUCUCUUCGAAUGUACUUGUCAAACAACAUCUUUUCUCCCCUUUAGUUAUUUAUGAAAUUGUGUGGGAUACAUUGAUGUCAAAAAUUCACCUCUUCUUCGUUCUUUUAUAGUCUUAGGCUUUAUGGUUUAAUUUGGUGAAUUAUUUGGGAUUAAUUUAUAAUGAAAACAUCCGGCAAAUUCUUCACGAUAGCGCUGGUAGCAGCAUGGUAUUCAUCAAACAUUGGGGUUUUAUUACUGAACAAGUAUUUGCUAAGCAAUUAUGGUUUCAAAUACCCAAUUUUCCUCACAAUGUGUCAUAUGACUGCUUGCUCUUUAUUCAGCUACAUAGCCAUUGCUUGGAUGAAAAUUGUUCCAAUGCAAACUAUGAGAUCUAGGGUUCAGUUUAUGAAGAUCUCUGCUUUGAGCCUCGUCUUCUGUGGCUCUGUGGUUAGUGGCAACAUUUCACUUAGGUACUUGCCUGUUUCAUUCAAUCAGGCUAUUGGUGCUACUACGCCUUUUUUUACUGCUGUUUUUGCCUAUUUGAUGACAAUGAGGAGGGAAUCCUGGUUGACUUAUGCUACUCUCCUUCCUGUUGUCGCCGGCGUUAUCAUUGCCAGUGGGGGUGAGCCAAGUUUUCACUUAUUUGGUUUCAUCAUGUGUAUUGGUGCAACAGCUGCUAGGGCACUCAAAUCUGUGCUUCAAGGGAUUUUGCUGUCAUCGGAAGGGGAGAAGCUGAAUUCCAUGAACCUUCUACUCUACAUGGCUCCUAUAGCAGUUGUACUUCUAUUACCCGUGACAGUAAUGAUGGAAGAAAAUGUAGUUGGUAUCACUUUGGCACUUGCAAGAGAUGAUAUUACAAUCGUCUGGUUGUUGCUAUUCAAUUCAGCCCUUGCAUAUUUUGUAAACUUGACCAACUUUCUCGUCACUAAACACACUAGUGCUCUGACACUUCAGGUCCUGGGAAAUGCAAAAGGAGCUGUAGCUGUUGUUGUCUCCAUCUUAAUAUUUAGAAAUCCGGUAUCAGUAACGGGGAUGCUUGGCUAUACAUUCACAGUUUUUGGGGUCAUACUGUAUAGUGAAGUAAAGAAACACAGUAAAUGAACUAUGGACCUGGAAAUUCCACUGUGACUUAUGAUUAGAAUUGAUUGUUGUUCAAGGGGAGAUUCAGCCUUCAAGAGGCAAGUCAGGUCAUGCUCUUGUUGAUGGGAUCUUGGAUUUUUCCAGGAAACGGGCUUCCAUCUGUAUCAGCCAAGAGCCGCAAUAUAUCAUAUAAUAGAAAAUCGUAACAGGCAACAUGAUUUGUCUAUCCAUUCUACCCUACAUGAGGUUAUAGAAAGAAAGGUCUUUAUUUUUGCAGGAAAUAUUGUACAAUUAAGACCGCAAUAUGUUAUACUACAGUAUUCUUACUGAUUUAUCACAUAAAAGGAACUGAAAGUUACAGAUCUGCAAAUGACUUGUACAAAUCCAGAUUUGGUUUAGCUGCA